Frankliniella occidentalis (western flower thrips) is the source of this 1531-nucleotide messenger RNA. RefSeq names its product 26S proteasome regulatory subunit 6A-B. Gene Ontology annotation, biological process: proteasome-mediated ubiquitin-dependent protein catabolic process. The record is from RefSeq and is a predicted model, not a curated record. NCBI's taxonomy places the organism in Eukaryota, Metazoa, Arthropoda, Insecta, Thysanoptera, Thripidae. Gene Ontology annotation, molecular function: ATP binding; ATP hydrolysis activity; proteasome-activating activity. The coding region runs from base 141 to 1430 and encodes 429 amino acids. The transcript has 8 exons. Gene Ontology annotation, cellular component: proteasome regulatory particle, base subcomplex.
AGUGCAGUGAACACAAUACCAGUUUGUCAUACAUCACAAAACAUAACACAUAACCUAAAACUGUGCCUCUAGGUUGACUGACGGCAAAGACUGAAGAAAAAACAUUUCUUAGUUGUUUAUAGUUUCAAACCUUAAGCUUCAUGGCUUCUGCUUCUUUGGAAGAUAAUAACAUCUGGGAAGAUGGAGAGGAUGCACUCGCAGAGGAGGUGCUUCGCAUGUCCACUGAUGAAAUUGUUUCCAGAACUCGGUUAAUGGAUACUGAAGUAAAGAUAAUGAAGAGUGAAGUAAUGAGAAUUUCCCAUGAGCUUCAGUCUCAAACCGAUAAGAUUCGUGAAAAUGCUGAAAAGAUUAAAGUUAACAAAACUUUGCCCUACCUUGUCUCAAAUGUUAUUGAACUGCUUGAUAUUGACCCAGAGGAGACUGAAGAGGAAGGGGCUGUUGUCGACCUUGAUGCUCAGCGGAAAGGCAAAUGUGCAGUUAUUAAAACAUCUACUCGACAGACCUACUUCUUACCAGUUAUUGGAUUGGUGGAUGAAGAGAAACUAAAACCAGGUGACCUGGUAGGAGUUAAUAAGGACUCUUAUUUAAUUUUAGAAACUCUUCCUGCUGAGUACGAUGCACGUGUGAAAGCAAUGGAAGUUGAUGAAAGGCCAACAGAACAAUAUUCAGACAUAGGAGGACUUGACAAGCAAAUCCAAGAGUUAAUUGAAGCAUGUGUCCUUCCAAUGACACACAAGGAGAAAUUUGUGAAUCUGGGAAUUCAUCCACCCAAAGGAGUUCUUCUCUAUGGUCCACCGGGCACAGGUAAAACACUGCUAGCCCGGGCAUGUGCUGCUCAAACCAAGUCCACCUUUUUGAAGCUAGCGGGCCCACAGUUGGUGCAAAUGUUCAUUGGUGAUGGAGCUAAGCUUGUGAGGGAUGCCUUUGCACUUGCCAAAGAGAAGGCUCCAGCUAUUGUGUUCAUUGAUGAGCUAGAUGCUAUUGGAACUAAGCGUUUUGAUUCGGAAAAGGCUGGAGAUCGAGAAGUUCAAAGAACUAUGCUCGAACUUCUGAAUCAGUUGGAUGGAUUUAGUUCAACUACUGACAUAAAGGUGAUAGCAGCCACAAAUCGAGUUGAUAUUCUAGAUCCUGCUCUGCUGCGAUCAGGGCGCUUGGAUCGCAAGAUUGAGUUUCCUCAUCCAAAUGAAGAAGCGCGGGCCCGUAUCAUGCAGAUUCACUCCAGGAAGAUGAAUGUAUCUCCUGAUGUGAACUUUGAAGAACUUUCAAGGACCACUGAUGAUUUCAAUGGAGCCCAGUGUAAAGCUGUCUGUGUUGAAGCUGGUAUGAUUGCUCUACGUCGCAGUGCCAAUACUGUAAAUCAUGAAGAUUUCAUGGAUGCCAUCAUGGAGGUGCAAGCAAAGAAGAAGGCAAACUUGAAUUAUUAUGCAUAAACUUUGUAAAUAAAUUUUAUACUCUAUGCAAUAUGUAAAAUAUAGUUUAUAAAUCAUUAAGAAAAAAAGGACUUCAAAAUAAGAAAUCAAAGUUCCUGUCA